CUGCUCGAGGUACUGUCGUUCAUGGACUAUCAAAACAUGUACUCGUCUUUCGGGGACGAGUCUGCUGCUCAGAAUCCCUCAGACAAUCCAGCCAGCUCAACCCCCAAUUUCAUGCAAUUUGUGCUGUCGUCUUUUCCCAAUCUCGCCCAUCCUGGUCCCGCUCACCAACCGAACUCUUCCGCGGCGACUGCUCAGAGACCGUUCCUAACUCCUGUGCACCAACCUUCCCCGACCGCGUCCAAUGAACGUUCCACUACCACUUGGACCGAAGCAGAGUGGCAGAAAGUCUACAGCAACACACCUGAUGGUGUUGCCGAACUACGUGCACGAUGGGAGGCCGACUUGAGCCGUACUGAAUUGCCUCCUCCGCCACCUGAAGUGCAUGCUACCAAACAAGAAGGCAUUGAUAACUUUGCAAAGGAUCAUGGGUAUGUCCUGGUCAUUGGUCAUUCAUACAAGGACAAGGUCUUGUUGACCUGCGAAAUGGGUGGUUACUUUCGCGACCAUUUCAAAAAGAAUCCAGGAACCAGAGUGCGUAACCGCAUGAGCCGAAAGACUGGGUGUCCAAUGAAGAUUCUCAUCUCCAAGCGACGUUUCUCUGACGAAUGGGUAACGGUGAUCAAGGAUCACAAGCACAAUCACGGUGCCUACAGGGCCAAGGUUACACUUACCGCUUCGAAAAUGCCCGAACUAGAGGAUGCUUUGCAUGAAUGGCACAUGGCCGAGAUUGCAAGGGGCGAGGCGGUGCACGGAAACACACUCAAAGCCAGGGCGUUGGCAAUGUAUGCCGAGAUGCCACAAUAUCGCGGCAAGUCUCCUCCAAACCUUGACAGAGACUGGCUCGAUCAAUACCGUAUGCGCUACAAUCUUCCUGGCAAGGUAACAAGGCCACCGAUACCAGGCAUUGUUAGAGGUCCCAACAACCCAGAGCCCACACCAAUCAAUGUCGAAGAUCAGAUUCCUCUGGAACCUCCAGCUUUUGCCGACUUGGAAGGAAUAUUUCCAUUGGAGCAGAAUCUCUUCUGGCCUACCAAGCAGUUUGUCCAGGAGUACAUGUCCCGCUACGACGCCUCGCACGACUUCAAGCACGUCACACGAGUCUUUGCCCUUUCAAGACGCAUUCUGGAACAGGAGACACAGUCGUUCCAAGGAGUUUCGUACGAUCCACAAGCCGUUCUCCUUGCUGCCAUGCUGCAUGAUGUCGGUGAUCACAAAUAUCACAAACCAGGGGAGAAUCCAGAGAAUCAGAUUGCGGAGCACCUUCUGGAGCAUGGAGCAAAUCCAGAACUUGCGAUGAAGGUUCAACUCAUCGCUAAGAAUGUGUCAUUCUCCAAUGAGGUUAAGAACCCGCGUAUGAUGAAAGCAGUGCUAGACCAGCAUCCGGAGCUGGCCAUCGUACAAGACGCCGACAGGUUGGAUGCGAUCGGUGCGGUGGGCAUUGGAAGGUGCUUUGCUUUUGGUGCAGUUAAGCAAUCAGACAGGGGAUUGGACGGAAGCAUAGAGCAUUUCGUCGAGAAGCUCGAGAGGCUUGAGAAUAUGAUGAAGAUCUUCAGACAAUGGUGGGAUGAAGAGACGUCGAUGCAGAUUUGA
Messenger RNA from Aureobasidium vineae, 1590 nucleotides. The record is from the annotation of a GenBank genome assembly. NCBI's taxonomy places the organism in Eukaryota, Fungi, Ascomycota, Dothideomycetes, Dothideales, Saccotheciaceae.